GGGAUGGAAAGGCAGUUGAUGCUUAUUGGCUGUUGAGCCGCUGCGUGUCAGCGGGGUAUAUUUCCGUUUUGAUAGCAGCAGGGCGGAAGUAGCAGGAUGUUGGGGGAUUUGCUGUUGUUCGGGACUCUGUUGGUCAAUGCCGGAGCAGUGUUAAAUUUCAGGCUGAAGAAGAAAGAGAAUCAGAGCUUUGGUGAAGAAGGAAGAGAACCAACAACAGGUGAUAAUAUCAGGGAGUUUCUGUUGAGCUUAAGAUACUUUCGGAUCUUCAUCGCACUGUGGAAUAUUUUCAUGAUGUUUUGCAUGAUUGUGUUGUUUGGAUCUUAAACAACUUUGACUGAACUGACAACAAGACACUUUAACCUUCGGCAAUUUGCAGAUGACUUCCAACUGGAAAUAUAAAAUACUCCUAAGUAAAAGAUUUGACAUCAUUUUAGUAUUGAGUUCUGGCAUAUUUUUACUACAAAUAUUAAAGGAACAGUCCCCAUUCCCUCUUUUCCCCUGUUCUUGUUUUUUUCCCUAGUUUUUGUUUAUUUUGUUAUUUGGUUAAUGAACAAAUGAACUUUCAGCCCUGUGAAGGGUUAUGCUUGUAGGCAUGACACCCAUGGAGAACAGAGCUUUUAUGUGAAGAUAUGAAGAAAUGUAAGAAGAAAUGUAUGUUGAAACUUCAACACAAGUACAAAAACGGCAUUGCAGUGCAUGCUUUAUCAGUUGUUGGAUUUAUAUUUAGCCUUUAACCCCACUAAAAGAAAAAAUAGUUUUUAGAUAGGAGAACAUGAUAAAACAAUUUUGUUUUUAGUAUAAAUGAGAAAAAAAGCUUUAGUACCCUUUGCCUUAAAGCAGUGUUUCUCAAUCUUAGCAAAUUUAAAGCAGGUGGACUUCAAGCAAGGCUGGAUAAGAAUUCUGGGAAUUCAAAUCCCUGCAAGUUCACAACAAGCAUUACUGGGGAAUUUGGGGAUUUAAAGUCCAUCCAUCUUGCCAAGGCUGAGAAACAUUGCUUUAAAGCAGGGGUGUCAAACUGGAUGCAUCACACACAGGCCAUGCCCACCCCAGCUCCACAAAGGGGAAAAAAACGUAUGUCAUGUGACCGCAAUGUGAUGCUAUCAAUUUGACACCCAUGCUUUAAAGUAACACUAUGCAGGUAGUCCUUCACUUAUUAUCACAAUUGGGCCCCAAAUUUCCAUUGCUAAGCAAGACAAGUUAUGAAGUAUGUUUUGCUCCAUUUUACAACCUUUCCAGUUAUUACAUGAAUUGCUACAGUUGUGAGUAACACGGUGGGUGAAGUGAAUCUGGUUCCCCAUUGACUAUGCUUGUCAGAAGGUCACAAAAGGUGAUCGCAUGACCCUGUGACACUUCAGCCGUCAUAAAUGCAUGCCAGUUGCCAAGUGUCCGAAUUUUGGACAUGUGACCACAGGGAUACUGCAAUGGUCAUAAGUGUGAGAAAAACCAUAAGUCACCUUUUUCAGUGCCAUUGUAAUUUUGAAUGGUCACUAAAUGAAUGGUUGUAAGUCAAGGACUACCUAUAUAGUAUUUAAGAAUCUGUAUUCCACUCUUUGCUGACCAGAAAACAAUUUAUGCUAAGUAUUCCUGAUCAGGAAAGAGUGAUGCAGAAAAUAAGUUGAUGCCCAAAAGAAGUUUGAGUGGAAAGUUGUGAACUGUUUAAGAUCUGUUGUAUGACUCUGCCAAAGGAGAAUAGCUGAUUAUAUACCUUAUUCUUGUAAUAGUUAAUUGGAGUAGACCCAAGUGAUUAACCAGCACAAAUAUCUGAGGGGAUGUCAAUAUCUAAAGCAGUUUGGUCUAUAAUGCUUAAAAUGGGAGGAUAUCCCUGGGAGGUGAAUCUGUGAAAUCAUCUUAGUGUUGAAUGUCUGAAGAUCUUAUUGUGUGUAUGAAGAGAUUGAACACCUGGGCUUAAAAGUUCUAGCGAAAUAAACAUAAUUAUAUACUUUC
Molecule: messenger RNA, 1944 nt
Organism: Notechis scutatus (mainland tiger snake)
Lineage: Eukaryota; Metazoa; Chordata; Lepidosauria; Squamata; Elapidae
Gene: SMIM7
Product: small integral membrane protein 7
Source: RefSeq, a predicted model, not a curated record